ACGCCAGCCGGUGGAAGAAGAGGAGGGUGGGAGGAGGAGGAGGAACCUCAGCACCAAGGACAGGCCCACCAGUUUGGCUCCUCCGGCCGCAGCGGUGGACGCAAAUCCUCGGUGAGGCUAUAUAACCUGUGAGUAACGGAGGCGUUGCUGCUGGCCGCCGGGACUCAUCACACAGACAAGAUCGAGGCAGAUCCAUGUCCCUCUGAGAGAGAGAGAAAGAGCUGCCACUAAACUGAGCUUAAACCAGACUUCAUCAUGUCAAACCCUCAGAGGGAGAAUGGCCCUGCAAACUCAGCAGAGGCCAAGAAGGCAGACCAGAGGCUGUAUGAGAAGAAAUGCUCGUGGGCUUCCUACAUGACUAAUUCUCCAACAAUGAUUGUAAUGAUUGGCCUUCCGGCAAGAGGAAAGACCUACAUUUCUAAGAAACUCACACGUUACCUCAACUGGAUUGGAGUCCCAACCAAAGUGUUUAACUUGGGCGUGUAUCGCAGGGAGGCCGUCAGAGCUUAUAAGUCCUAUGAUUUCUUCCGCCAUGACAACGAGGAGGCCAUGAAAAUUAGGAAGCAGUGUGCUCUGGUAGCUCUGCAGGAUGUGAGGGCGUACCUGACGGAGGAGGGAGGUCAGAUUGCAGUUUUCGAUGCAACAAACACAACAAGAGAACGGCGAGACCUUAUUCUGGACUUUGUCAAGGAGAAUUCUUUUAAGGUGUUCUUUGUGGAGUCGGUGUGUGAUGACCCAGAGGUCAUUGCUGCCAAUAUUCUGGAAGUGAAAGUGUCCAGCCCGGACUAUCCUGAGAGACACAGAGAGAGGGUAAUGGAUGAUUUCCUGAAACGAAUUGAGUGCUACAAGGUCACCUAUCAGCCAUUGGAUCCCGACGACUACGACAAGGACCUGUCUUUUAUCAAGGUUAUAAACGUGGGCCGGCGUUUUCUGGUGAACCGGGUGCAGGACUACAUCCAGAGCAAGAUUGUCUACUAUCUCAUGAACAUCCACGUGCACUCUCACUCCAUCUACUUGUGUCGGCACGGAGAGAGCAACCACAACGUUGAAGGACGCAUCGGAGGAGAUUCUGAGCUUUCCCCUCGAGGGAGACAGUUCGCCCACGCUUUACGCGAAUUCAUUGACGAGCACAAGCUGUCGGAUCUGAAGGUGUGGACGAGCCAACUGAGAAGGACCAUCCAGACAGCGGAGGAGCUUGGCGUGCCUUACGAGCAGUGGAAGAUCCUCAAUGAGAUUGAUGCCGGUGUAUGUGAGGAGAUGACCUAUGAGAUGAUCCAGGAAACGUUCCCAGAAGAGUUUGCUUUGAGGGACCAGGACAAGUACCACUACCGCUACCCAGGAGGGGAGUCCUACCAAGACCUUGUUCAGCGUUUGGAGCCAGUUAUCAUGGAGUUGGAGAGGCAGGGCAAUGUGUUGGUUGUCUGCCACCAGGCUGUGAUGCGUUGUCUCCUGGCGUACUUCCUGGACAAGAGUGCAGAUGAUCUGCCAUACAUGAAAUGUCCGCUCCACACGGUGCUCAAGCUGACACCUGUUGCAUAUGGUUGUAAGGUGGAAAUGUUUUACCUUAAUGUGGAGGCAGUAAACACACAUCGAGACCGGCCUCUCGAUAAAAUCCAGAGGGACUCUGCUCUCAUGAAUCGGCGGAAUAGUUACACUCCCUUGUCCAGUUACGACCAGGUCAAGCGGCCCCGGCUCUACAGCGCAGGCAACCAGCCCUGGCUACCGCUCGCCCCCACCCCAUCGGCUCUGAUGCCAGAGGGACGGCAAAGCCAAACUCGGAUAGGAAGCAGUUGUCUGAGUCCCUGUGCGAAGGAAUCGACUUUGACAGCCCUGAAGAAUCUAAUGGCUGUGUCCGCUUCUGAAUGAAGAUGGGAUCCUCUUCCUCCUCUUUAUGGCGUACUGUGGGCGAGUCCUCAGUCAUAAGUCAAAGGAAAUAUGUCAUUGAUUUUUAUUGUUUUGAACCAUGAUUAUAGGAUAAUGCCAGCUGAAACCACCACUUAUGCACAAGGUAACAUGUUCCUAUUUAUCUCCAGCUUUCUGUUUCAUUAGUCUGCAUGUUGGCACUCUGAACUAGAAAAAAAAAUGACUGCAUGCAAAACAAAUCCAUAAUGCACCACGAUCACGCUAUAUUACACAACUGGGAACUAAUUAUCAUUGUAAAUACUUCAAUGCCUUACUGAACUUAAAUAUAUUGAUAGAUAUAGCUCCUCUGUGUGCCACUGAAUGUAAUAGGAACACUUUAUGCAUUAAUAUGAUGGAAAAACAACUUCUACAUUUGCAAAUAGAACAUGUUAUAAUGUAGAUGCUGGAAAAAUAUUUUUAUAUUGCAAAUGCGCUCAUGUACUACAUAUAAGCAAUCUGUAGUUGUGAUUGUGAUAAAAUGUAUUUAUAACCCAAACAUCGCAUUGCUGGACAUCAGUACUACCUAUAUACCAGCAGUAGGUCAUGCAACUUGCAAACCCAGUAUGUUACAGUCUACUUAAUCCUAAAUAUCCAGCUACUGUUCUUCUUGUCCUCUAUGAAGGGAUUUUGUGCAACAAAACUGAACAUGUUUAUUUUACUGAUAAGCUUGGCACAUUUGUGCUCAUGUUGUCAUUUUGGCCAUGAAUGUUUUUAAAACUGCUCCAUGCAAAUGUAUUUUUUUCUUCUUCUUCUCUGAUACUCAAAAUCUUUUAGUUGAACUUUUAUUCAGUGACUAAUGUAAUGUUUUAAUGUUGAUAAGUUAUUGCCCUGCUCGAAGCAGCCUACUGUGCCUUUUAAGCAGACAAUAAAAGUGAAUUUCAAAGGGA
Mugil cephalus (flathead mullet) is the source of this 2789-nucleotide messenger RNA. It is a transcript of the gene pfkfb2b, whose product is annotated as 6-phosphofructo-2-kinase/fructose-2,6-biphosphatase 2b. Gene Ontology annotation, biological process: fructose metabolic process; fructose 2,6-bisphosphate metabolic process. The transcript has 17 exons. The coding region runs from base 256 to 1866 and encodes 536 amino acids. Gene Ontology annotation, molecular function: fructose-2,6-bisphosphate 2-phosphatase activity; ATP binding; 6-phosphofructo-2-kinase activity. Gene Ontology annotation, cellular component: cytosol. The record is from RefSeq and is a predicted model, not a curated record. Lineage: Eukaryota; Metazoa; Chordata; Actinopteri; Mugiliformes; Mugilidae.